Physcomitrium patens is the source of this 1864-nucleotide messenger RNA. RefSeq lists its product as uncharacterized. Gene Ontology annotation, molecular function: ubiquitin protein ligase activity; protein binding. Gene Ontology annotation, cellular component: nucleus. Gene Ontology annotation, biological process: ubiquitin-dependent protein catabolic process. Lineage: Eukaryota; Viridiplantae; Streptophyta; Bryopsida; Funariales; Funariaceae. The record is from RefSeq and is a predicted model, not a curated record.
UGGGGGUGCAGUCCCACUGGCCCACGAUCAUUGUACCGACAGUGAAGCCGGAGUCAUGACGAUCAAGAGACCCGGAUCAGCGCCGCAAUCGGUGUGCAUGACUGGUAGAUAUGCGCUUGACCACCAUUAGUUUAAUCCUUGCCUGCGCAUGCAAUCUGCACUACUGCAAGUCUCGGCCUGGGGAUCUUCACCGUAGGAGCGUUGUACCUGGUUACUGUAGCCUCCUCCGACUGGAAGGGGACCCUUCUGUGCAAGCGCACGGAUUGUCGAUUCGUGGGGGAUUGUUUCUCUCUUGGUUGCACGCUCUUAAGAGUUGCUAAUCGACCAUGGAAGGCCCGGCGCUGCACUUGUCGCAGGUUGAUGCCGACCUGAGGAAGUUUAAGGGGUUUGUCGAUGUCCCCUACCAAAGCUGGUCGUCGGGAACGACGAUAGCAGACCUCGAGAAGGAAAUUGCGUCCCAAACGGGGCUGAGGGUUGCGUUCAUUGCGUACCGUGGUGCGCGCUUGGCCAAGGACACGCAGCUCUCUAAGCUGGUCUUGGAUCUGCAUCAAGGCUCCAAGCUGAUUCCUCGCUUUUCGGUGCACACAACGUCGGGUGACAACAUCUUCUUCGUGAAGUCGUUGAAAGGUAAUUCCAUAAUGCUUGAUUUGCCGCUCAAGAGUACAACCGUGAUGGAGUUGAAGGAGGAGGUGGCGGCCUUGGAGAACAUCCCGACCAAGUAUCAGAGAUUCAUCUACAAUGGCCAACAUUUUGCCGACGGUGAGCUAUCUGUGUGCCGUGACACCGUCAAGAAGACCCUUCACGACUACGGCGUGGAGCGAGACAGCACGCUGCAGCUUCUGACUCGUUUGCGAGGUGGUGCCACCGAUGUACCCGCGUCGAUCGAGUUUUCAGACUUGCAAAACCAGAAGGCCUUGAAGGUCUUAAACUGGUCGAAAACCGCUCCCGUCUGGCGCAUCGUAGAGAAAGGCUUGAACCUCGAAGGCAAGUGCACGAACAACGCGUGUCCUGGGAACGGUCAAUUGGUGAUAUGUCGAAAGGGCUUCGUCGCCGUGAAUCUUUCCAAGGAGCAAGGUACCUGUCCGAUUUGCAAACAAGGGGUGCAAGUCAAGACUUGCUCCUUCACGAGUUGUAUGUGGAUGUAUGAGGGCCGCAAAGCAAUCACCAACUCCCCACCCUUACGUGGCUCAGAACUGUCACGACGGUGCAGUAAGGUUACUAAUCUUCUUACAAAGUGCUUUAGUGGGAAAUCUCCAACCGAUGACUACUACCCCACGUUGGAGAAGCAGCAGGACACGGUCGGCCAAGACAUCGUCAGUCCGUGGUAUAGAGCAUCGGACAAGUAUGAGUAUUUCAAACGGGCAAACAACAUGGUGAAGUGGGAGAAUCUGAUCAUCGUUGCAAAGAAACUCCCAGUUGUUUCCAAAGAUGGUCCGAAUGCGGAGGCACCGCAGGAUGAGCCUUGUUCCAUCUGUUUCCAGGCAUUUGGACCCAACUCAGAUGCAAACAAGAACCAUACGACCUCCUGCGGGCAUACUUUCCACGCCGAUUGUGUGGAAUCGUGGCUCUCGUGCGGAGGAACUGCUUGCCCAAUUUGUAGGGUUGAUCUCGUUGUAGAAAAGUGACGACCUCCACCUCUGGGUACAAGACGACGACCCCAAUGUCUCCAGACGUGCCUCCAAGUCACCUUGCUACUCGCGGUGCACAGGGAGUCUCUAUACAGUGGUAAUGUUUAGUCCUUUUUUUAUGUAGUUUUUGUUCACAACACUGUCUUGCAUCAUGUGUUCUUGCUACGUGAUGAAUGUUCGGCUCUUUGUGUUAACAAAAAAAAAAAAAAAAAAAAAAAAAAACUCCCCCACAAUUU